Mytilus trossulus (common blue mussel) is the source of this 890-nucleotide messenger RNA. RefSeq lists its product as uncharacterized. Gene Ontology annotation, molecular function: oxidoreductase activity. The transcript is spliced from 9 exons. NCBI's taxonomy places the organism in Eukaryota, Metazoa, Mollusca, Bivalvia, Mytilida, Mytilidae. The record is from RefSeq and is a predicted model, not a curated record. Bases 68 to 874 code for a protein of 268 amino acids.
CACCGCUUAUGUUAUCAGUAUCACUUCGUUGAUACAGAAAUUAUCGUCAGUUCUAAGUUAUUUCACAAUGACGAACUGGAAACAAAAGGUCAUAGUAAUCACAGGUGCUAGUGCAGGCAUUGGGGAAGGAACAGCGCUACACUUCGCCAAAUUUGGGGCUAAACUGUUUCUUACUGGUCGAAAUAGCGAUAAUUUACAAAAUACAAAAGACCAGUGUGUGCAGUUAGGGUUACCUGAUGAAAAUAUUGGUUCGGUUGUCGGAGAUAUUACAGAUAAAACUGUGCAGUCAAAAAUAUUAUCUGGUGCUAUAGAGAAAUACGGAAAAAUAGAUGUACUUGUAAAUAAUGCAGGAAUGGUGCACUAUCUGAAAACUGGUGAUACAUCAGAUGAAGAGUAUGAUGAAAUGUUUGACACAAAUGUCAAGGCACAAUUCAUGCUAACAAAAGCCGCCAUGGAAUAUAUAAAACAAACAAAAGGAAAUAUUGUAUUUGUUUCAAGUAUUUGUGGCGGUAGACCGAUGGGAGAGCUACCUGUAUAUUGUAUGAGUAAAGCGGCUAUUGAUAUGUUUACACAAUGUCUUGCUUUAGAAUUGGCGCCAUUUGGUGUAAGAGUAAACUCUGUUAAUCCAGGUACAAUAGUGUCGAAGAUAGCUAGACGCGGAGAAAGAGGAUACCAUUCUGAUGAAGACUAUCAAAAGUUCUUAGUUGCACAAGCAGCAAAACAUCCACUAGGAAGAGUAGGCGUACCAGAAGAUGUGGCCUCAGCAAUUUCUUUCUUAGCUUCCGAUGAGGCAUCAUUUAUUUCUGGUCAGAUUUUAUAUGUAGAUGGCGCACGGCAUUGUAUAUCUGCUGGAGUAACAACAAGUGUUAAAUAAAACGUGUAAUUGUUUA